Hordeum vulgare subsp. vulgare (domesticated barley) is the source of this 891-nucleotide messenger RNA. RefSeq names its product CBL-interacting protein kinase 29-like. Gene Ontology annotation, molecular function: ATP binding; protein kinase activity. The record is from RefSeq and is a predicted model, not a curated record. NCBI's taxonomy places the organism in Eukaryota, Viridiplantae, Streptophyta, Magnoliopsida, Poales, Poaceae. The transcript is spliced from 2 exons. Gene Ontology annotation, biological process: protein phosphorylation. Bases 1 to 891 code for a protein of 296 amino acids.
AUGGGUACCCUCGCCGGCCCGGCGGUUUCCGGGUGGUCCGGUCCGGCCCGCCCCCGUGCCGCUGCCCACUGGACAGGUCAAAGGACAAACCUUUUUUGCUCGCACGGCGCCGGUACGGCUGUUCGCAGAGUCGCGCUCGCCUCGCCGCUGCGGUCAGUGGUCGCCUUUUCUGCAUCGAUCGAGCCACGCUUCAAUCUUCUGGCGCAUGCAUGCACGCACGUAUCUCUCAUCGAUGUCCUCGGCACACGCAAGAAGGUCCACUUCGUCCUCGACCUCGCCGCCGGCGGUGAGCUCUUCUCGCUCGUCGACUCCGACGGCCGCAUGGCGGAGGACCUCGCGCGGCAUUACUUUCGCCAGCUCGUCUCCGCCGUCCGGUACUGCCACUCCCGCGGCGUCUACCACCGCGACAUCAAGCCGGAGAAUUUGCUGCUCGACGGCGAGGGCGAGUUUAAGGUCGCCGACUUCGGGCUCGGCGCCAUCGCGGACGGGAGCCUCCACCACACCCUCUGCGGCACCCCUGCCUACGUCGCGCCGGAGAUCCUCUCGAAGCAGGGGCACCACCCGGCCAAGGUCGAGAUCUGGUCCUGCGGCGUGGUGCACUUCGUGCUCGCCGCCGGCUACCUCCCAUUCAACGACGCCAGCCUCAUCAACAUGUACCGCAAGAUCUACGCCGGCAAGUUCCGGUGCCCGAACUGGUUCUUGCCGGCGCUGCGCCACCUGCUGCGCCGCAUCCUCGACCCCAACCCGGCCACGCACAUUGACACGGACGGCAUCAUGGAGCACCCGUGGUUCUGCCACGGCAUGGGCGGCAACGGCGAGCUGGAGAAGCUGAUGCGCGGCCACGAGGAGGAGGCGUGGUUCAAGACGGAGUUCAAAACUAAUUGGGACUGA